ACGACGGCUCAGUGGGAUUACACAUCUUUACCAGCUGUGUUAAAACCGAGCUCAGAGUCACUCAAUGGAACCUUGUCAUUCGCCCUCCACACAAAUGUGGUGCCAGGAUUUCAGGACUUUCUGGAUAACAUCAAUCCUUUUCACUCAAACAUUUAUUUCAUUCCUGAGUUCUGGUUCACAGUAUUCCGCUGCUCAUUUCCACUGCGUGGCCUGUAUUAUCCAGAUGCAAACAACUGCACCGGGCAGGAGAAGCUCACAGGUCUUCCUGGAUCUGUCUUUGAAAUGGGAAUGACUGGCCACAGCUACAGUGUCUACAAUGCUGUUUAUUUUGUAGCACAUGCCUUGCAUGCCAUUUAUUCCUUGAGAGCUCAACAGAAAGGAAGGAGAGAUGGAGACAAGCAGGAUCCUUGGAAUAUUCAUCCAUGGCAGCUUCACUCAGUUCUAAAAACUCUCCAUUUUAACAAUAAUGCUGGGGAAGAAAUAUUUUUGGAUGAGAAGAGGGAACUGGCAGCUGGAUUUGACAUCAACAACUUCUUCGUCUUUCCCAACGGGUCCUUCCAGAAAGUCCGAGUGGGACACGUGGACCCCCUGACCCUUGAAGGCAAACAAUUCGCUAUCAAUGGGAGCACCAUUGUGUGGAAUCAGAAGUUCCAUCAGGUGCCCAGAUCCACCUGUGUUGAGAGUUGCCAUCCCGGGCAGAGCAUGCUCGUCCAGCCAGAGAAGCAAGUGUGUUGCUAUGAUUGUGUUCAGUGCCCUGCAGGGAGGAUUUCAAUCCAGAGUGAUGCAGCCCAAUGUGAGCAGUGCCCUGGAGACCACUAUCCAAACAAGAACAAAGAUUGCUGUAUUCCUAAAGGAAUAAGUUACCUGUCUUAUGGUGAACCACUGGGAACACUUCUGGUGUCUUUUGCUCUCCUCCUUUGUGGGAACACAUUUGUGGUGAUGGGAAUAUUCCUUCUCUACCACCACACUCCCAUCGUCAAGGCCAAUAACUGGGGAAUCACCUGGGCUCUCCUCUCCUCUCUGCUCCUCUGUUUUCUCUCUUCCUUCCUCUUCAUUGGGUGGCCUGGGAAGGUGACCUGCCUCCUGAGACAGAUGGUGUUUGGUGUUAUCUUUUCUGUGUCCGUCGCUUGUGUCUUAGCCAAAACCUUGACUGUGAUUUUGGCCUUCAUGGCCUCCAAGCCUGGAAGCCAGAUGAGGAGAUGGCUUGGGAACAGACUUGCUCUGUCAGUCAUCAUCUUCCCUUCUCUGAUUCAAACUGCCAUCUGCAUUGUAUGGUUGGCCACUUCUCCCCCAUUUCCAGAAUCUGAUAUGCAUUCCCAGAGUGACACCAUCACAGUUCAAUGCAACCAAGGUUCAGAUCUCAUGCUCUACCUGGUCCUGGGCUUCAUGUGGCUGUUGGCCAUCAUCAGUUUCACGGUGGCUUUCUUUGCCCGGAAGUUGCCUGACUCAUUUAAUGAAGCCAAGCUGAUCACGUUCAGCAUGUUGGUCUUCUGCAGCAUAUGGGUGUCUUUUGUGCCAGCCUACCUUGGCACCCAAGGGAAAUACACCGUGGCUGUGGAGGUCUUCUCCAUCUUGACCUCCAGUGGUGGGUUGUUGGGUUUCCUCUUCUUCCCUAAAUGCUACAUCAUGAUUUUCAGGCCUGAACUAAACACCCGAGAGCAAUUAGUAAGCAAAAGAAGUAGCAGUAAUUUAGGGGUCAGGAAUGCCCGUCCCUGAGUAUACAGUACAGCUAAGAAGAAGAUGAAGUUCUGUCAAGAAUUAGAAGCAGAAAAGGGGAGAUUUGUAUUCAGUCCAUAUUUUAUUUAUUUAUUUAAAAUAUUUUUGCCACACAUUACUCCUUAUGAAGUAUCCAA
Messenger RNA from Pogona vitticeps (central bearded dragon), 1853 nucleotides. Lineage: Eukaryota; Metazoa; Chordata; Lepidosauria; Squamata; Agamidae. The record is from RefSeq and is a predicted model, not a curated record.